Xenia sp. Carnegie-2017 is the source of this 1036-nucleotide messenger RNA. Its product is annotated as 3-hydroxyacyl-CoA dehydrogenase type-2-like. Gene Ontology annotation, molecular function: estradiol 17-beta-dehydrogenase [NAD(P)+] activity. Gene Ontology annotation, cellular component: mitochondrion. Gene Ontology annotation, biological process: fatty acid metabolic process; androgen metabolic process; estrogen metabolic process. The coding region runs from base 136 to 948 and encodes 270 amino acids. NCBI's taxonomy places the organism in Eukaryota, Metazoa, Cnidaria, Anthozoa, Malacalcyonacea, Xeniidae. The record is from RefSeq and is a predicted model, not a curated record. The transcript is spliced from 4 exons.
CUAAGAACUCUAGAACGCUGCAGCACUGCAGUAGUACUAUAAACAAGAACUACGAAUAAUAAAUUCGGUCAUAACAGAGCGGCCUAUUACAUGCCUUAAAAAGUCCAUUUGAUUGAUGGAAACCAGCAGUAUUGUAUGUAUAUGACUUUAAUUAUUAAAUGUAAUGAAAUGGUUGUGUCUGUAGCAAAACAGUGGAAAUGUAUAGUUACAGGUGGUGCUUCUGGUCUGGGCAGAGCCACAUUGCAACGCCUCAUCAAAAAGCAUAAAGCGAAGGCAGUUAUUUUAGAUCUUCCAUCUAGCAAUGGGAAGGAGUUGGUGAAGGAGAUGGGAGAUGAUUGCUACUUUUGCCCAACUGAUGUAUCUGAUGAAAGUCAGGUGCAAGAAGCUAUAAGGUUUGCUAAAGAAAAAUGUGGCUAUAUAAACGUUGCUGUUAAUUGUGCUGGUGUAGCAACUGCCAUGAAAACAAUUGGAAAAGAUGGUAAAGCACAUUCGUUAGAAGAAUUUGAAAAAGUUCUAAAGGUAAAUACAUUUGGGACAUUUAAUGUUAUACGGUUAUCAGCCCAAGAGAUGAUUAAUAAUAAACCCGAUAAAACAGGUGAAAGAGGUGUUAUUAUCAACACAGCUAGCGUAGCUGCAUAUGAAGGUCAGAUUGGACAAGCUGCUUAUUCAGCAUCAAAAGGUGCUGUUGUAAGCAUGACAUUAACAAUUGCGAGAGACCUUGCAAGAUAUGGUAUAAGAGUAAACACUAUCGCUCCAGGACUGUUUUUGACGCCACUGCUUGAAGGUUUGCCUGAAAAAGUACAAAAUGAUCUGGCAAAGAGCGUUCCGUUUCCUAAACGUUUAGGGGAUCCUGCUGACUAUGCUCAUUUGGUUGCAGCAAUUAUAGAAAAUCCAAUGAUAAACGGUGAAGUUGUCCGAAUUGAUGGUGCCAUAAGAAUGCAACCGUAAUGGCGUUUUUGAAUUAUGAAAAUUUGGAAGUAUUAGCUAUUUGUGUCUUUCUUGUGAUAUUAAAUAUAAAACAUGGACAAUAUCAAAA